CCAAUCUACAGCUAUUUCCGUUAUAACUAAUCACAGUGAAUUGAAUAAACUUUCAUUAUAUAAUCAUGAGAAUUCAAAGAAUGGCUCAAGAUCUAUUAAUAGUCCAAGCAGUUCACCUGAAAUCAGAGCAGCUGCAAUGCAAAGAUUGGCCAUACAAAAAGAUGCAUCAUCACCUUCUCGUCAUCCUUCCCCUCCAGUCAUUUCACAUAUGCACCCUCAAGGUCCAGGACUAGGAAUUAGACAAACGCCACAUUCCUAUCCACAGAGGGUAUCUACUAGAGAACCACUUCAAUCUCAUAAUUCACCUGGUGUAACAGAAAGAGAAAUUGCAAGAUUAGAAAAGUUUUCUACUCUUUUAAAGGGUCCUAAUACAGAUCUUGAUGAUUUGAGAAAACUUAGUUGGUCGGGAAUUCCUACACCUGUAAGACCUGAUACAUGGAGACUCUUAUCGGGUUAUUUACCAGCUAAUGCUGACAGAAGAAAAUCAUCACUAGAAAGGAAACGUGUAGAAUAUUUUAAUUUUAUACGCCAAUAUUAUGAUACACGAUAUGAAGAUGUGUAUCAGGAAACUUAUCGACAGAUUCAUAUUGAUGUUCCAAGAAUGAGUCCUUUGGUUCCAUUAUUUCAGCAGGAAAUUGUACAGGAAGUAAAUACUGAAGUUGAAGAAUAUGAUGUUUCUGAAUUGUCUAGAGAUAAACUUCAAGAAAUUGAAGCAGAUAGUUUUUGGUGUAUGUCAAAAUUACUAGAUGGUAUUCAAGACAAUUAUACAUUUGCCCAGCCUGGAAUACAAAGUAAAGUGAAUCUUCUAAAAGAAUUGACCCAAAGAAUAGAUGCUCCACUUCAUGAACAUCUUCAUCGACAUUCUGUAGAAUAUUUACAAUUUUCAUUUCGAUGGAUGAAUAAUCUUUUAAUGAGAGAACUUCCAUUGCGGUGUACAAUUCGUCUUUGGGACACUUAUUUGUCAGAAACGAAUGGUUUCUCCACUUUUCAUUUGUAUGUGUGUGCUGCAUUUUUGACUCAUUGGUCAAAGGAUUUACUCCAAGAAAAAGAUUUUCAGGGUUUAAUGCUAACACUUCAGAAUCUACCAACGUUACACUGGGGUAACGAAGAAAUGAGUCUUCUUGUGGCAGAAGCUUAUAGACUUAAAUUUAUGUUUGCAGAUGCACCCAAUCAUCUACAGUUGACAAAGAAAUCUCCACUUCAUGAACAUCUUCAUCGACAUUCUGUAGAAUAUUUACAAUUUUCAUUUCGAUGGAUGAAUAAUCUUUUAAUGAGAGAACUUCCAUUGCGGUGUACAAUUCGUCUUUGGGACACUUAUUUGUCAGAAACGAAUGGUUUCUCCACUUUUCAUUUGUAUGUGUGUGCUGCAUUUUUGACUCAUUGGUCAAAGGAUUUACUCCAAGAAAAAGAUUUUCAGGGUUUAAUGCUAACACUUCAGAAUCUACCAACGUUACACUGGGGUAACGAAGAAAUGAGUCUUCUUGUGGCAGAAGCUUAUAGACUUAAAUUUAUGUUUGCAGAUGCACCCAAUCAUCUACAGUUGACAAAGAAAUGAACUAGUUUUAAUACAAGAUUGAUUUAAUAAGUUAAAAACACUCUUACAGGAAUUCCAUGGAAGGAAAAACAUUGAUAUUUUAUCAUUUAAGUUGGAAUUAUAAAAUGAACUUGCCAACUUUCAUUCAUGAAAGAAGAAUAAUUUGAUGAUUGUCAAGUAUGCAUUUCAUAUCAAUAUGUAGCAGUCUGCAUAGCAGACAUGGCUAAAUCAGCUAUCAGUAAGGAUCAUUUUGUUUUGUUUUCUUAGUUAAAUGGCAAUGAAUAUUUCCUGCUACGUUAGCAAAAUAGUUUCCCCAGAGGAUAGUGUUUCCCUGUAUAGAAUAUACUAUACUUUUGUUAGAGUGUUUGAAAAAGAAAUUUGUUGCAAUUUAUCAGCAUUUAUAAAUCUAGUGCCUCUUAAUAUUAUAUCUGCUAUGCAGAUCCAAUAUAUAUAAAUGAUCUUGUGACCAAUCCAUUUUUUCACUUUUAAUGAAAAAUAAGGGUAAUGUUCAACAAAAGAGUUGAAAAAAAUAUAUAUAUUGUUCAAGCCGAAGAAUUUAUUAUAUCAUGAAACAUUUAUUAAUAAUGGGAUAUAAUAAUCUAUUUUAAAAAUGUUUCUGUUUUAUUAUUAUAAUUAUUAUUAUUUAACUGUUAAAAUUUACAAAGUAAUUGUGAUAAUCAGAUUCAUAUGAAACAUUAAUUUUUCGUUUUCUCUGAAGUGAUCAAAUAGGGUCUCUUCCCCUGUUAUAAAAUAAAAAGUAAACAUUUGUUUGGCAUAUUAUUUUAUACUGUGAUAAUGUAUUAAAAAGAAUUAUUAUUUUUUUUUUUAUUAGUAAGGACCAUUAUUUUAGUCUGAUUAUCAAGUUAUGGUAUAUAGGAAAAUGUUUCCAUCACUGUUAUUUUAAUUCAGGUUUCUUUAUUAAUAUUUUUCCUAAAUUUGAUAUUCUGUUACCAUAAUAAAAUAUCUAUAAAUGCAGUUUUAUACAAAAUGUGUUUAAAUUAUAAAGUAUUUCCAUUGGAAUUUACAUCAAAUAAAUAGUAUUUUAAUUAAUUAUGUAUAGUUUAAUGUUCUUUAUAUUUAUUUUAAAAAGUUCUUUUUUUAACUGUCAUUAUUUAGUAUGUAAAAACAAAGUGAAUAAUUGCAUUGUUGCAUCAGAAUGCUUGCUUUUUUAAAAACUAAACUCUAAUAUGGUAGAUCCUCGAUUAUCCAGAAUACUUAAAUCACAUAUACCAAGGAAAACUGCAGGUUACACUCAAGAAAAUACAGUUGAAAGUUUUGUAAAGAGAAUAUUUAAAGCAAGAUUGCAAGAAAGUUUGAAAUAUGUAAAGUUAAACAUAGUAAGUCCACAUUACAAUAUUUUCUAAUAGUUUUGAAGAAUUUUUCUACACUUUAUAUAACCAAAUUCUUGAUUAAUCUAUGCUGUCUGGCAUUAUUUUUUUCCACUUGUUCCAGAUAAUCGAGCAUCUACUAUAAUUCUUCGUACAAUACAUUUAUUAAUUUUCAAUUAAUAUCCAUAAUAUAUGGUGCUAUGUAGCAUACUGCAUUGUAUUUUUUUUUAAAUGUGCUAUAUUUAUCCUAAGUUUAUUACGCCAACUCGAGGUGUCUUCCAACGACUAAUAACGCUGCCAGAAAACAAUAAAAUAAGAGAAUAAAAAGUUCCUCUAUUAUAAUUAUUAUUAUUUUAUUUUUUUAAAAUUUGUUCAUUCAAUACAAAGAAUAGUAAUUAUGAUAGUUUGAAAUGUAUACACUUGAAGAUUAAUUUUUACAUUAUGAUAUGUUUCUUGUUAUUUCAAGUUAAGAAAAUCCAAGUGUUUUUAAUGUUAUUUAUGCAAAUAUGUAAAGGAAUAUACAUCGUAACAAUUUGUUGCAUUAUGUUUAAAAAGUAUAUGUUUGACUAUAAAAACAGUUCUGCACUAGGCUUUGUAGUUGUUCUCAAUUAUAUUUGAUUGUCCCUGUUUUUUCAAUGAAUAUUUUAUUAUAAAGUUAGUGUCUAAAAGCUAUGUAAUAAAAUAUUUAUUCAUAAAUAUGAGGGUUGAUCAGAAAAAGAGAUUAAAUAAUCAUAUAUAAAAAGAAGGAAAAAAAACAUACAAUUCCAGAAUUAAAUUUCUAUCAUAGUACAAAAAUGUCCAAUCUAUAUUAGUUCUAUAUUUUAUACAUAGUAAUUACAGCACUUAUAACAAUAUAGUGUUUAACAUCAGUGUCAUGAAACAAUGGUUCAAUGCUUUGAUAGCCAUAGUCUUGCCAUGUGUUUCACAUCAAAUCACAACUGACAUGAUGAGUUAGUGUUUUCUUUAGGCAGGAACAUAGGAGUCAGCAGAAAAUUUUUCAGGGUGGGGCAAAGCUUGGAGACAAAUAAUUACAUUAAUAAAUUUUUAUUUAAUUUUUUAGAGCUUUUUUUUGCAAGUAGAUUAUAGAAUACAGUAUUGCAUCAAUACAAAAACACUUAAUGUAUACAAAUUUACAAUAUGAAAGAAAAGAAUUAUUUACCUGAUUCCAGAGUAUGAGUGCCCCAUUUUCCCCCUCUAUGAAUGCCCUUGUACAGGAAACAUAGAAAUCAUUUGCUGAUAUAUCAGGUGGUCUUAUAGUUUUCAAUAGAGCUGCUGUAGAAAGCACCAUCCUUUGUACCACAUGCAGCCAAGUACUGUCACAAAGAAGAAUUAUUGAAAUGACAACAACAUUGUCCUCACAGCCUCUCACAAUAGCUAUAGGGUUGCAAAGCAAUUAUAUAAAUUAACUGCAUGAUUAUAUUCCAGAAUUCAGAUAGUAAAACACCAGAUACUUUCAGAAAACUGUGAACAGAACUUUGCUACUCAAGAGCACGACUAAGCUUCUUUGUUCUUAGAGAGCUAAUGGCCCUUAUCUUAAUCCACAAGUCUAGAAUUUUCAAUGACUUUAUAUAAUCGUGUAAUCUUUUUUUCUGAUCAUCCUACAUAUUGUCAACAAAAAAGCAUUCACAAUGAAACCAAACAAAAUUUGAUUCGUGUAUAUUUCAAUCCCGAGAAGACAGUUAGGAGGAGUAUCAUCUGUAGUAAAGUAUUGUAUGUACUGUUAAUGCACAUAAAGAAUAUAGUGCCAGAAUGAACAAAAUUAUAUUUAAAAAGGAGAAGUUUUUGAUACGUAGCAAUGUUGUUCAUAUAUAAAAAAUAAAUAAAAAGAUGCAUAUCAGAUUUUCAGUAAAUGAUUUUGCAUUGCAAAUUUAUAAAUUUUGUAUGUUUUAUUAUUAAUAAUUCUGUAAAAUAUUUUGAAAAUGUCAAAUAUUUAUAUAUAAACGUUGGUUAUGGAUGUGACGAAUCUCAAAAAUAAAAAUGAAAAUUUCAAUAAUUAAGAAAGAAAAAGAAAGAAAUUCUUUUGAUUACUAAAUAAUUGAGAAAGUUUUUGUGCAGACAUCAUCUGUCGUGUACUUUCUUUUAAAUGUGGCAGAAAAGAAGAAAUAAAAUAUUUUGAAAAUAAUUGCAAUUAAAUUUGCCAU
Messenger RNA from Centruroides sculpturatus (bark scorpion), 5003 nucleotides. It is a transcript of the gene Tbc1d22, whose product is annotated as TBC1 domain family member 22B-like. Gene Ontology annotation, biological process: activation of GTPase activity. The record is from RefSeq and is a predicted model, not a curated record. The transcript has 12 exons. Bases 137 to 1555 code for a protein of 472 amino acids. Gene Ontology annotation, molecular function: GTPase activator activity. NCBI's taxonomy places the organism in Eukaryota, Metazoa, Arthropoda, Arachnida, Scorpiones, Buthidae.